Molecule: messenger RNA, 348 nt
Organism: Trifolium pratense (red clover)
Lineage: Eukaryota; Viridiplantae; Streptophyta; Magnoliopsida; Fabales; Fabaceae
Exons: 2
Coding region: 1-348 (115 amino acids)
Source: RefSeq, a predicted model, not a curated record
AUGACAAUGAUGAGUAACACUAGCUUAGCAUUAUUGGUGAUGAUUAUUGGAACAUUAAUAUAUAACACAAAUAAUGUUUCAGCUCAAUGUGGAGGAAGUCUUCCAACUCUUAUAUCAGAAUGUUCAAAAUUUGUUCAAAAAACAGGACCACCAAUUCCACCAUCACCAGGGUGUUGUGCUGCCAUUAGAAGCUUUGAUAUUCCAUGUGCUUGUAAACUCAUUACUAAAGAAGUUGAAAAAUUUGUGAGUGUUCCUAAGACAAUAGCUGUUGCACGGUCUUGUGGAUUGAAACUUCCUGCUGGAAUGCAAUGUGGAUCUGUUAGAGUGCCGCCGAAAGCCAUGAAGUGA